GUGUUCUGCCCUUUCAUUGGUCACCACCAAACCUGCCUCAGUUUAAAACCAGACACACGUCUAUUCUCUCCCCCCUUCACAGCUUUACCCACUAAAAACAACAGAUUAGGGAGACUGUGCGGGUGAAGCAUAGCCGGUCUCAAGAUGCCUGCUUUCGCCACCAACAUGAGGAUGAAGUUCCCCAUUAUAGCCUUGGCUUUGGAGAUUACCACCAUCAUCCUGUUUGCGGUGUUUGUGACCUAUGAUGAUGGGAAAAAAAGUCACGGGCACGACUCACACGGCAACGAGACCCACCAUGAAGAGGCGAGGCCCAUGGAUCUCUACCCCAUGUUCCAGGAUGUCCACGUCAUGAUCUUCAUCGGCUUCGGGUUCCUGAUGACAUUCCUGAAGAGAUAUGGGUUCAGCAGCGUUGGCUUCAACUUGCUCCUGGCUGCCUUCGGCCUGCAGUGGGGCCUUCUCACGCAGGGUCUGUGGCACCUCGAAGACGGCAAGAUCAAAGUUACCAUCUUCAAAAUAAUCAACGCGGACUUCAGCACAGCAACAGUCCUGAUUUCCUUCGGCGCUGUUCUGGGUAAAACCAGCCCUGUGCAACUCCUCAUCAUGACCCUCCUGGAGAUCACCCUCUUCUCCAUCAAUGAACACCUGGUGGUCACGUUCUUUGAAGCUAACGACGUGGGUGCAUCCAUGAUUAUUCAUGCAUUUGGAGCCUACUUCGGCCUGGCUGUGGCUCGGGUACUUUACCGACCGGGUUUGAGCAACGGACAUGACAACGAGGGAUCCGUUUACCACUCUGAUCUGUUUGCCAUGAUAGGAACCGUCUUCUUGUGGAUGUUCUGGCCCAGUUUUAACUCGGCCAUAGCUGAUCCGGGGUUAACUCAGCUCACAGCUGUGAUCAACACCUACCUCUCCCUGGCAGCCUGUGUGCUCUCCGCCUACGCCAUCUCCAGUCUCGUGGAGCACAAAGGAAAACUGGACAUGGUGCACAUCCAGAACGCCACCCUGGCCGGUGGCGUUGCCGUGGGAACAUGUGCCGACAUGGACAUUGGGCCUUAUGGGGCCAUGCUGAUUGGAUUUGUGGCCGGCAUCAUCUCUACUGUGGGCUUCAAGUACCUUACUCCCAUCCUGGCAUCCAAGCUGGGCAUCCAGGACACCUGUGGCGUCCACAAUCUGCACGGCAUGCCGGGCAUCCUGGGAGGGUUGGCUGGUAUUGUGGCUGUGGCCUUGGGGAAGAAAGCGGGAGGUAAUGCUGCCAUGCAAGCUGCUGCCUUGGCUUCAUCCCUCGGGUUCGCUUUGGUUGGAGGUGCUAUUACAGGUUUCAUAAUGAAGUUGCCGUUCUGGGGACAGCCUCCAGACCAGAACUGCUAUGAUGACUCAAUAUACUGGGAGGUUCCUGAGGAGGAGGAGGAGCACGAGGAGAGCUUGGCUCACGCCGAUCACUCAAAGAACAAAGCAGAGCCUUAAUUAUCUGCUCACCGUCCAUUCAGCUGGAAAACUAGAAAGUAAAAGACUAAUAAUCUGGCCCACUAUGUCUGCCCAUAACAUUUCCUCAAUUAUAUUAAUGUACUUUCCCCCUCCCCACUAGACGAUUUGCUCUACUGCCCAAAACAAGUUAAUAUUGAAACUGUUUUGUGAGCAAAGAUACCUACAGCAGUAGAUGCAACUAUUCCCACAAGCUUUUCCUUCAUGUUUGUAUAAUAAAAUGAAGCAUUAAAGCAUGUUUCAAGAUAUUAGUAUAGUUAGUGUUUUUCUUCAUACAAUGUAUUAUAAUUCCACAAACCUCACGCUUGUUUUUGGGCUGAAGCUUAGGUCAAAGAGAGGCGUACGACCUGCUUUGAUCCCCUCGCAUGGAGCCCGGUUCUUCUGCAAGGAGUCAGAGUCUGGCUGUGUGAAACCAGCUCUGACUUGGGCACGGACAGUCGCAUGAUAUGUUGUAACUAAUGAACUUUGGCAUUGCUUAUCUACUACUGCUUAAAAUAAUUUUCUUUCUGUCCGAGGGCUGCUGAACCAUUUCUUUAAUGCAAGGAGGAUGAAUGCGUUUAGCAUUAAGAUUGUCUGCUUUCAAUUGGUAGCCCACGUAUAUUCUUACAUGUACAUAUACUUUAGCAUUUACAUCAAAUGACAUGGUCAGUUUUAUUGAAGCCCAGCAAUCUACAAUAAAAAUGAAAAGCAGCUGGUACCGAAUAUUUUUCAGAUGCCUAAAGGAAUUCAACAGAAACCUACAUACUGGCCCAUAUAAGGGCUAGCAUUGGAGAAUAUGCAAAAGUUACAAACAUUUUAUACCAUUUUCAUUGUAACGUUAUUCCCUGCCUCUAUUCUCUAAAGCUAGUUACUGUUGGGUUCUUUUACUUUAGUUUAGCUCAUUUAGAACGUAGGCACAUUCAACAAAUCUUAUCGUAAUAUCAUAGGUUUGGAGAGCGACCUUUGCUUACUUCAGAAUAUCAUUUUAAGCUGCAUUGUGUCUGAGUGAUGAAGGCCACUUUUUUUUUGUUUAAGCUGCAGGACUAGAUGAAACUGACUACACACAGGAAUCAAUAUUUUGGUUUGUCGAAUGUUUUAUUAUGUGCAGAACACACCAAGAUUUUGUAUUUUUAUACAGCGGGAUGUGCUCAUAUUUGUAUCAUUUACUAAUACUGUCAUAAUAAAUAUGGUUUUGUACAAUAACA
Molecule: messenger RNA, 2663 nt
Organism: Pungitius pungitius (ninespine stickleback)
Lineage: Eukaryota; Metazoa; Chordata; Actinopteri; Perciformes; Gasterosteidae
Gene: rhag
Product: Rh associated glycoprotein
Exons: 10
Coding region: 145-1461 (438 amino acids)
Biological process (GO): ammonium homeostasis; ammonium transmembrane transport
Cellular component (GO): plasma membrane
Molecular function (GO): ammonium channel activity
Source: RefSeq, a predicted model, not a curated record